UCCCUUUUCCUCAAACAAAGUAAAGAAAAUCAUAAACCAUUAUGGUUUCUCGUACCAACGUCAUUUUUCUCUCUCUCUCUCUCUCUCUUUUUAAAUAGCCGCACUUCGAGACAGACAAUGGGAUACACCAUCCAUCACUAGUUCCAAAGUAAGUUUUUUCAAGGUCAUUAUAGAAGAUUAGCUGAGGGAGGAAGGAAGGGAAGAGCAACUCAAUCACUGAGUUGUUCAUCAAGAACACCGUCUUCCUCGUAUAUUCUCCUGCUUUCUUUCAAGUUUGGACUCUCAGUCGUAUCGUAGCUUCUUCUUCUUCUCAUCCAACUUCCGUCACUUUCAUUACUACCUUAUUAUUUUGGUGGGUCUAUAUCAAGUACAAACCAAGGCAAGCACACUAGCACCUUAUGGAGGAGAGACCAGAAACAGAACUGAUAUCUAUACCGGCGACACCGAGGGUGUCAACGCCGGAGAUACUGACACCGUCGGGGCAGAGGUCACCAAGAGCGGCUUCAAAGGAAGGAAAAUCAUGGACCCCAACCUCGUUCAUAUCACCAAGGUUUCUGAGUCCAAUAGGUACACCAAUGAAGAGAGUGCUGGUAAACAUGAAGGGUUACUUGGAGGAGGUGGGACACCUUACCAAGCUCAACCCUCAAGAUGCUUGGCUUCCAAUCACAGAGUCUCGCAAUGGAAAUGCUCACUAUGCAGCAUUCCACAACCUCAACGCUGGUGUUGGCUUCCAGGCCCUCGUUUUGCCCGUUGCUUUUGCUUAUCUUGGCUGGAGUUGGGGAAUUCUUUCCUUAACCAUAGCCUACUGUUGGCAACUUUACACGUUAUGGAUUUUGGUUCAGCUUCACGAAGCAGUUCCAGGUAAAAGAUACAACAGAUAUGUGGAGCUAGCACAAGCAGCAUUUGGGGAAAGACUGGGAGUCUGGCUUGCUCUUUUCCCGACAGUUUAUUUGUCAGCAGGAACUGCAACAGCUUUGAUUCUUAUCGGAGGGGAGACGAUGAAACUGUUCUUCCAAAUAGUUUGCGGACCCACUUGUACCUCAAAUCCUUUAACCACAGUGGAGUGGUACUUGGUUUUCACUUCUCUAUCAAUUGUCCUGUCUCAGCUUCCAAACCUGAAUUCAAUUGCAGGACUUUCACUCAUAGGGGCAGUCACAGCUAUAACUUACUCCACCAUGGUCUGGAUCCUCUCUGUAAGCCAACAAAGGCCCCCUUCAAUCUCCUACGAACCCCUAUCACUGUCACAACCUUCUGCUUCUGUAUUUCUUGCCAUGAAUGCACUUGGAAUUAUAGCCUUUUCUUUCAGAGGCCACAAUUUGGCCUUAGAAAUUCAGUCCACAAUGCCUUCAACUUUUAAGCACCCGGCUCGUGUGCCGAUGUGGAAAGGAGCCAAGGUUGCUUAUUUCUUCAUUGCAAUGUGCCUCUUCCCAAUUGCUAUUGGUGGCUUUUGGGCCUAUGGAAACCAAAUGCCUCCUGGAGGGAUUCUCACUGCUUUGUAUGCAUUUCACAGUCAUGACAUCUCAAGAGGAAUCCUUGCCUUGACUUUCCUUCUUGUUGUGUUUAACUGCUUGAGCAGUUUCCAGAUAUACUCAAUGCCUGCUUUUGAUAGUUUUGAAGCUGGUUACACGAGUAGGACAAACCGUCCCUGCUCCAUAUGGGUGAGAUCAGGUUUUAGAGUGUUCUUUGGAUUUGUCUCCUUCUUCAUAGGAGUGGCGCUUCCCUUCCUCUCAAGUCUUGCUGGUUUGCUAGGAGGACUCACUCUCCCAGUCACCUUUGCAUAUCCUUGCUUCAUGUGGGUUCUCAUAAAACAGCCUCCAAAAUAUAGCUUCAAUUGGUACUUCAACUGGAUUCUGGGCUGGCUGGGGGUUGCUUUUAGCUUGGCGUUUUCCAUUGGAGGUAUUUGGAGCAUCGUGAAUGAUGGACUCAAACUAAAAUUCUUUAAACCCAAUUGAUUUUUCACUGAUAAGUCAAGCAAAUUACAUAAAUGCUGUUCUUCAGUCGUUUCCCAAGAGAAUGAUCCUUGUAUUGUAUGCAUUCAAGUUGAGACAGAGGUGGACCUUGCAAGUUUUUAAAGAAUAUUUCAUAUCUCCCUCUUGAUGUGUUUCUGUCAUAUUUCAGUGUUCUCAUAGCUUAUUAUAUUGAGAAAUAUUUAA
This is a messenger RNA of Vigna radiata var. radiata (mung bean), 2153 nucleotides long. Its product is annotated as lysine histidine transporter-like 8. The coding region runs from base 399 to 1952 and encodes 517 amino acids. Gene Ontology annotation, cellular component: plasma membrane. The record is from RefSeq and is a predicted model, not a curated record. The transcript is spliced from 5 exons. NCBI's taxonomy places the organism in Eukaryota, Viridiplantae, Streptophyta, Magnoliopsida, Fabales, Fabaceae.